This is a messenger RNA of Phragmites australis (common reed), 1909 nucleotides long. RefSeq names its product BTB/POZ domain-containing protein At2g13690-like. The transcript is spliced from 2 exons. Bases 219 to 1790 code for a protein of 523 amino acids. The record is from RefSeq and is a predicted model, not a curated record. Lineage: Eukaryota; Viridiplantae; Streptophyta; Magnoliopsida; Poales; Poaceae.
AGGCCCGACCACCUGACCCGGCCCGUGGUCCAGGUAGCCCCGGCUCACUUCACGCCGCGCCAAUUAUUUCCUCCGCCCGCUUCGCCGUAGCGGCAGCUCACUCCCACCAAGCUUGGAAUCUCCCAUGGCCGCGACCACCUCCGCGUCCAAACCCUAGCGGGCGAGCACUAGCAAUCCGAUCCCCAGAUCCCCAUUUCGUGCGGCGCCUUUCACGUCCCAUGGCGGAGGGGACGCACCACACCAUCCGCCGCGCCGCCGCGCGCCCCCGCGGCUGGUGCUGCUCCUUCGCAGGCGUCCCGCAGAGUCCCGAGCAUCGAGCACUCCCGGCUUCCGCAGGAGGAGGUGGGGGCAUAAAGAAGCUCCCGCCCAAGUCCCCGUUGGCGCCGUCGUUCCACAGCUCGCCGUCGUCCAAGCUCGCGGGCCUCAUCGACCCCCGCAGGAUCCUCUCCCCGGGACGCGUGUCCCCCAUAGACCCCGAAGGUUCGCCGGCCGUGGGGGUUGCGGCGGCCGUGGAGGAGGAGGCGCCGAGGGAGCAGGCAGCGCUGGUGCCGUUCGUGGCGGUGCGGGAGGAAGAGGAGGAGGAGGAGGAAGGAAGAGGGCUGGAUCUGAGGCUGUGCCUGCGGGGGAGGGACGGGAGGUGCGUGGUGAUGGAGCUGGACUCUGCGGUUCUGUGCGAGAGCAGCGCCUUCUUCGCCGACAUGGUACCGGACGCAUCUGGAGGGGGCGGCGGAGGCAAGAGGAUCGAGGUGGAUGGGGUGGAGAACUUGGAGGCGUUCAAGGAGGCAGUGGAGCUCAUGUUCGAGCCUGACGCCAUGCGGUGGCUCGCCAGGGCCGGCGUGUCACGGGCAAUUGGUGUACUCGAGGUGUCCUCCUCUAUUGUGUUUGACAGAGGAAUUGAAUCAUGUUUGAAGUACAUCGAAGCAGUCCCGUGGAGUGAGAACGAGGAAGAGAAGCUGAAGAAUAUUUUUGCUAGAUGUACUUUAGAUGAAGCAAUAUCCAAAGAUGUGCUGGCAAGAUUACAACCACAAUGCAGGAGCAGCUCGGAGGACCUGAUAGUGCAGGUUGUUGAAUCCGUCACCAGUGGAACCAACAGCGGUGCGAGAAAAGAGAUGCAAUCUUUGGUCAGUGGUCUCCUAUGUAAAAGUUCAGUCUAUCAAAAGGACUUGUCCGGGCUAAACAAAGGGAGCCUUUACAAAAUCUGUCAUUCCUGUUUGAAUUCAGUUGUGGAACUUUUCAAGGAAGACUCAGAGCCAAUCGAGCAUGCAGAAGCAAUGAUAGCUUCGGGUAGUAAACCUAUGAUUGAAAGGGUCAGUAAGCAAACCGAGAAUCUCAAUUGGCUCUUCGACAUCCUUGUAAAUAAUGAUAUGGCAGAAGAAUUUGUUGAGUUGUGGGCUAAGCAAGACGAACUGAACAGAAUGCAUGAGCAAGCAUCACCGAUGUUCAGAUACGAGCUAAGCCGGAUAUCAGCGAGUGUGUUCAUCUCUCUGGGGAAAGGAAGAAUCCAAUGCUCCAGCGAUUUGAGGAGCCAAUUGUUCUGUGGGUGGUUCAGGCCAAUGUUAAUGGACUUCGGCUGGCUCCAAAGGUGCUCCAAAGGGCUAGAUGUGAGAAUACUAGAGGAGAAUCUGGGGCAAGCCCUACUCACCCUUCCACUUCAUCAGCAGCAGAGCUUAUUCGAAGAAUGGUUCCGGUGCUUUGCAUCUGGAGGCACAGAAUGCCCUAAUCUCAGUAAAGCUUUCCAGGUAUGGUGGAGACGGUCAUUUGUGAAAUCAUCUGUAGAGGGGCGUCGAUGAGAGUUUUUACAUGACUGCGAGGUAUAUGUGUUGCGUGUGUCAAUGUAAAAUUAGAGCUCUUGCAGUAUUUAUAGAUUCGAAUUUUGCUUCUUAAUAAGCUCAGCUGGUUCUUCCCGUUC